UCUCUUCCGCGGAGCAGGCAUACGAGGCUGCGCGUCAGUACCAGAGGAUGUGCAGUCGCUUCUUCGUCGCCCCAUCCUCUUCGCGGCCAGCCGCCACCUCCCAGUCUCGGGGUACCACCCGAGGCCGCUCCUCGUUUGCUGGUCGUUUUCGUCGCCCGGCUCGACCUGGAGCGCCAUUCUCUCGGCACUACAGUUCUCUCGAGUAUGGAGAGGACGCCUCAGCCGAGCUCGAUCCUACCAUUGGCGACGCCCCCGAGGACAUCGAGCUUCGGGACGUCAUCAAGUACCACUUGGAUGACGACACUGUCCCAAUGGCCGAGCGCCUGCAGAUGGCCAUGUCUGCCAUGGGUCGUGCWCGUAGUCAGGUUGCACAGGCUGGCGUCCGCACACCUACGGCGCCUCGGCGCUUCCAUUCCUCCGCGUACUUCGAUGUGUUGGAGACUGGGUACGACUUUAUCCUUGGCACUCCCUGGUCUCGCCAGUUCCGUAGCACAGAGGCCGAAUGGGCGACCGAGACACUCGUUCUCAAAACGAAGUGUGGUCAGACCCAUCGCGUCCCCUUCAUUGGAACCACGGGUGACACUCGUCCCGACCUACCUCCCCGGGACCCUCGUCCCUCAGGGUCUCAUCCCGACAUUGCCUUCACCUCCCCUCGUCAGUUUGCUCACUUCAUACGACAGGAGGACGUCACGUUCUACUCAGUGAACGUCGUGGAUCUUCUUCGCUACGAUCCACUCUGUCCCGAGGUUGAGCUCAUCUCUUUGGAGCCCGAUCCCCUUGACCCUCCUUCCAUCUUCGCGGCUCCUAUCUCUACAUCCACUCGUCAACCUGCGGAUACCCCCUCCACGUCUCAGGCCCCUGCGCCGUCGACUGUCGAGUCCACACAUACGUCUCGUGCCGACGCAAACGCUGAGGAACUCACACGGUUCACGGCAGACUUACAGACCGACGUGCGCGACCUGAUUCGAGAGUACCGCUACGUCUUUCCCCCGUACUUCUCAUACAGCGGGAUUCCCCCGAUGCGCGGUGUUGAGCAUUCUAUCCAGCUCGUGCCUGACUAUCGUGUYCACCAUCAGGCACCGUACCGACUCUCGAUUCCAGAGGCGACGRAACUCAAGCGUCAACUUGAGGAGCUCCUUCGACUGGGUUUCAUUAAACCCAGUAAGUCCCCUUGGGUUGCACCUGUCCUCUUUGCUCGCAAAGCGGACGGAACGCUUCGCCUCUGCAUCGACUACGGCGGCCUUAACCGUUACACGGUUAAGAACAACUAUCCCAUGCCUCGCGCGGAUGAGUUGUUUGAUCGUCUGGCAGGCAACCGCUUCUUCACGAAGAUCGAUCUUCGUAGCGGUUACCACCAGAUCCGCGUUGCCACAGAGGACCAGCCGAAGACCGCCUUUCGGUCGCGCUUCGGCCACUACGAGUUCACGGUGAUGCCAUUCGGCCUCACCAAUGCCCCCGCCACCUUCCAGACGGCGAUAAACGACAUCUUCAGGGACAUCCUUGAAGAAUACGUUCUCGUAUACCUGGACGACAUCUUGGUCUACAGUCGUACCUUAGAAGACCAUCUCAGACACCUACGCGAUGUCCUACAAUGCUUACGCAAGCAUGGCUUCUAUGCCAAGCUCAGUAAGUGCCGCUUUGCCCAGCGCAAAGUGGACUUCCUAGGACACCAUGUGUUUGACCAGGGUCUCCACAUGGACGACGCAAAGAUCACUGCCAUUGCAGAGUGGCGCGUCCCCACAUCUUCCAAGCAGCUUCGCAGUUUCCUAGGCCUCACCAGCUACUAUAGUUAUUUUACCCAGGAAUACGCUAGGUAUUCCUACGUCCUUACCUCUACCCUCCUCCGGAAGAACCUGCCGUGGUUUUGGACACCCCUGUGCGAGGACGCCUUUCGCGCCCUCAAGAAGGCGGUGACUUGUGCACUGGUUCUUCGCCUCCCUGAUUUUGAUCGUCCCUUUAUCGUCACCACCGAUGCGUCAGAUUUUGCAGUAGGAGCAGUCCUCUCUCAGGUGUUUCCCUCUCCUCCGGAUUCAUCUUAUCCUCAUGUUCCUCCUUUUCCCCCCCCUCCUGCUGACACUGCUUCUCGACUGACGCCUACCCUCCCACCACUUCCCUCCACUGAUAGUCCUCUUGUUACUUACUCCCCGACCAUCGCGGAGGAUGGGACUGUCGAGGCUCGUGCUGGGGAUUGCCCGAUCGCUUUCUACUCCCGUCAGCUACUGCCUGCCGAGAUAAACUACACUGCCGAUGAACGUGAGGUUCUCGGAGUAGUUUAUGCUACCCGGCAUUGGCGUCAUUAUCUGCACGGGGCGCCCUUCACGGUGCGCACGGACAACUCAGUUGUCCAGGCUUUCCUCACGAAGCCUAAGCUUUCCCCUCGACAGGCACGCUGGUGGCGUGACUUAUCCGAGUUCAGUUUCACCACUCAGCCCAUCAAGGGUGAAACGAACUGCGUCGCCGAUGCCUUGUCCCGCCGUCCUGAUCACAAUCAGGAACUCAUCCAUCUUGCUGCCAUCUCCAUCACCAUCUUGCUGCCAUCUCCAUCACCACUGUUGAUCAGUCGGUGAUCGACGCGUAUCGCACUCAGUACCGCCACUGCCCCGAUUAUCGC
This is a messenger RNA of Chara braunii, 2611 nucleotides long. NCBI's taxonomy places the organism in Eukaryota, Viridiplantae, Streptophyta, Charophyceae, Charales, Characeae. The record is from the annotation of a GenBank genome assembly.